GUCUCUUAUUGGUUCUUCUCCGAUGUGGAUUCGUUCCUAAUAUUUAACUUAACGGGCGACUGGGUCUUAGGGAUCUUAAUGGGCGAAAGGGCAAGGAGUGUUGGGCCCACAAAUUUAGGGUGUCCCGUAGACGACGGUCGGCGAAGGGGGCGUGUGGGUUUAGGUGGCCGGAAGCACAUUCGGAAGGGCAAGCCAAGGCAGGGGGGAUGACGGCGGCACCGCUGCAGUGGGUGGCGCUGGCGCAGGCGCGGGCCAGGAUCUUCGGACACGUCCUGAAUCCUUUGGGGAAGCGGUCCCCUCACAAGAUCCUCCGGAAGAAGCCCAUCGGAGACAAGGUCGCCCAGUGGUACCCUUACGACAUCAAGAAUGACGAUCCCCUCGUCCUCGUUCGCGAGGAGAAACUGUUAUGCGAGACAAGGUCCGUCGCCGUGUGGUAUUCCGUGCAUUCUCGUGCAUCGUCAACUCGUGGCCGUCCGUGGUUGGUCUGAUUUGAUCCUUAGGACUUCUCGGCGAUGACUUGCCCCUCGGCGGCACCAACGGACACGCUCCCGCCCCUUAGUCUGCUCCCAUAUCAUCUCCAAGGAAUCGGGUGGGAGAGAAUGGUGGAGACGGAGUCUUGCGCGAAGGUUCAACAUCCAUGGGUGAACGUGAUUUUGUUGAUAAAGACAAGCUGAUACUAAGGGGCUUGCAGUUUCAUGGAUUUCAUGGUGUGAAACUGGAGGAAAAGAAGCUUGGUCAAAAGUUUGUGAUCGAUGUGGAUGCUUGGAUGGACUUGAGCAAUGCUGGUAAAUCUGAUGACAUUUCUGUCACAGUCAGCUAUACUGCUAUUUACCGGAUAGUGAAGGAAGUGGUGGAGGGUCCGUCUCAGAAUCUGCUGGAGUCGGUAGCUCACUUGAUUGCAAAUACCACGUUACUACAAUUCCCUCAGAUAUCUGCUGUGAGGGUGAAGGUGGGGAAGCCUCAUGUGGCCGUUCGUGGCACCAUCGACUACUUGGGCGUUGAAAUCCUCAGAUACAAAAAAGCGUCCUCUGUGGAUUAAGAGGCUCUGCCAAACCAUGGAUGUGUUGAUGAUGAUGCGAUCGGUCCUUAUCGAAAGGUAUGUAUGUAUCUAUCUAUCUAUUAUAUCAUCGAACAUUUGUUUUGACUUGCUGGCCACGCACGUAGUGGGCAGGGUGUCUUUAAAAGUCGUGUUGCUGAACCACCGUGAAUCCCAGUCGAUCGAUUGAUCCUUCUUGUUGAUCGAUCGGCUAAUAAAUAAGAAACAAAGGACCAAUUCACCCGGUUU
Musa acuminata AAA Group (dessert banana) is the source of this 1285-nucleotide messenger RNA. RefSeq names its product dihydroneopterin aldolase 1. The transcript is spliced from 4 exons. Gene Ontology annotation, molecular function: dihydroneopterin aldolase activity. Bases 638 to 1039 code for a protein of 133 amino acids. NCBI's taxonomy places the organism in Eukaryota, Viridiplantae, Streptophyta, Magnoliopsida, Zingiberales, Musaceae. Gene Ontology annotation, cellular component: cytoplasm. The record is from RefSeq and is a predicted model, not a curated record. Gene Ontology annotation, biological process: folic acid-containing compound metabolic process.